Molecule: messenger RNA, 6012 nt
Organism: Colletotrichum chrysophilum
Lineage: Eukaryota; Fungi; Ascomycota; Sordariomycetes; Glomerellales; Glomerellaceae
Exons: 7
Coding region: 1-6012 (2003 amino acids)
Source: RefSeq, a predicted model, not a curated record
AUGGAGCCAGCGGCGGUCAACGACGCGCUUUUCAACCACUUGGUUUUGCCCGCUCAGCUUCCACAGCGCCAGGAACAUGAUCGACAGCUUCGUCUCGUCGAGGGUGCUCUCCUCGAGCGCCUCAUCGGCGCCGCCACCAUCAUGAGCGGCGGCGAGGCAGACAACCCCUCCCACGGCCAUUGGCAAUCACUUCGCCAGACCCUUAUCGCCUGCCAGCACGUCAAUCGCGCCGGAAGAAUCGACAAGUCCAGUCUGGUGCGUCGUUUCCAGAACCUCGACCCUUCGGGGUGCCUCAUUCUCCAUGUCGAAAGUCAGAAUGCUGGCUUGAUCGUCCGCAGAGCCCAGGACCCCAUCUUCAAGGAUUGUGUCGUAUUUGAGGCCUUCGAAGCCUCUCCUCGCAACGAAGACGUCUUGGCCGCCAAGGCCGCCCUGGUCUGGGACUUUCCUGGCAUCGCUGUUGCAGUGCCUUACACCACCUUCAGCGACGACGACUUUCAGACAAGCGUCGCGAGCUUCAUUGAGCAAGCCUCGCUUGAGAACACCAAGACCUUUGCCGCCCAUACGUUCAAGGCCGGCGCCAUUGUCUACGAGUACCGCAACACCGGUGAUCCGUCAAUCAUCACUUCUAUGCUCAUGGCAAUUCUUGAGGAGAACGGUCGCAGGAUUGCUCCCACCCUUUUGCGGAAGCGAGUACGGGACGACGUAUGCUGGAACAGAGCUGAGAAACCCUGGCGUCGACUCCCUCUGUGGUUGGUCAUUCGCGUCGGUAUUCAGCGCUAUCUAUCCAUGGCGUUGGAUGCAGAGUCCGGUCGCCUAGAGUACAAGUUCUACAUCGCCGUGGUCCUGUCCAAAUUUCUUGACGAAGCGCCCAGCUACAACAUCGGCAUUGAGAGAGUGCACUUCCUGAAGAAAAAGAUCUGCAGACGUCUGGUCAAGCUUGACCUCGACAAACAGCGCUGCGUCAACGAUUCCAUCGUCUCUCGCUACGGUUUUCUCUUCGAUUUUCUUGGACCCAAGUUCAACAAGUCCAUUGAAAACUGCAACAGGGUCUUGAAUGUCGCUUUGGCUCAAGAGAGGGCCUCGUUGCACAAACACAUUCCACUGCUACCGCGAAAGGCCGCGGAUGCCGAUCUUCGCUUGAGCCUUCGGAUCAGCCGUGCUCAUCUCCAUAACGCCUUGGAACGAUUCAAGAUGCCUCGCUACCGACGAAGGCAGCAGACAAGGCCCAAUGAAGGUCUUGCGGAAGCCGCCAAAGACCAUCUCAGCCACUACGCCCAGUCAUACCACAAGCUGAUUGAUAGAGAGCUUGAGCUUUCCCACUUGCCGGGAGAGACUUGUUCCGAAAUCGCAAAGCGUAUCACGGACUACGCCAACAUGGCUGUUCCACUCUACGAGGGCAACCCCGAGCAAAAGAGUCAGAUGAUCUUGACAAUUAUGGAGAUGUGGCAAAGGAUGGACGCAAUUGCCUGUCACUGGUUUCCCCUCCUUCAGGAAUUCCACCCUGUUCUACAUCCGCAGAUGCUCGAUGUUCUUCUGCUGCCUCAAUACACCGAUAUGGCUCGGCUGAACACGCUCCAGCUCCUUCUUUCAGACCGUGUCAAGCGGGCAAAUAGUGAACGUCGGAACAUAUUCGAAGACCCAUCUCCAGGAUGCUUCGGUGAGCGAUACUACUCUGAAUCAGCAGACGCGUACAAUUUGAAACAGUUACACGAAUCAAUCGUGGAGGUGGCAGAUGAUUUGCGAGCUUCAAAGGAGUCUGAGUGGAAGAAAAAGAGCCAGAGGUACGACGAUCUAAUCCGCCAGAUCGACACCAGUGUUUGCUCGUACCUGAGAGAUGACUUCGAUCUUUUGGGACGUGAGCAGCAUGACCCAAAUUGUCCCAGAUGCUCCAAGAUGUGGAGCGCCCAGAAAAUGCGGAUUGCCAUCUUCGAGGACCUCCUUCCCUCGGACCCAGUCGUCACGCGAGCAACAGUCUUUGAGCUCGCCUGCCCGAAGGAGUUCGCAGUGUACCGCGAAACAACUUGGUGGAUUCUCCGGCAACUAGCCGCACCAUUCAAUGACGAAGGAAACCCACCUCGUUGCUUGCUCAAGGACAAUCUGCAGCUGAAGCCGUUCUUUGAGCCAAAUCGGAGCAAAGUUGGCCUGGCAUCUACCACCAAGCCAUUCAUUACUACACACUACACCGAGGUUACUCUGCUGGUGGUUUCCAACCUUGUGUGUCAGAGCGGACCAGCCGAUGACGAUGGCAUCAGCGGCAAUGACACCGGCGGUGAACGCGGGAGAGAUGUCCUGCGGAAAGUCCACAAAAUAUUUCGCGAGGAGCAAUUCUGCGAUCGGCUUGUGGAGCAACUGAUCAUUCGACUGGACAGCUUGGAGGCCAAUUGGCGCGAGACAUACCUGAUGGACGUCGUCAUCACCAUCCUUUUGCGCACCCAUACCCUCACUGCCACGAAUCCGAAUGCCUCGCUGAAAGCAUUGAGUGCUCUCAUUCGAGCACGUCAAAUCUGUCUGCGCUGGGUGGAGAUGCUACGAGCAGAAACAUACAAAGAAAGCGACACAGAAGCAGCUCGAAGAUGCCAGCAGUACGCAUUGUGGGCGGCAAUUCUCUGCAAGAGAACAUUCGUUAUUCAUCGCAGCCAGGCAACCCUUUUGGACGAGCUUUCUCUCCAAGCAUACAUCGAGUGCUGCAUUACUGUGCAAGACAACCUGGUGGUAGAAGUCGGCGCCCUGCCCCAGGUGCUCCAGCAUGCUGUUGUCUCCGACUUGAAACUGUCAUAUCGUCUCGCAUCUUUGGUGUGCGCCUCCAUCAUCCAAAGCCCAGACGUCUUUCGGUUGGCUAUUCGAGCUGUCUGGCCCGAGCCCGAAGAUCGCCCCCGGCAAAUCUACAACCUGUGCUCACAGCAGCCCUCAUGGGUCGCAUGCGACAUCCAAGAGAACGAAGAAGGCAACCUUGUUCAAGUUCACUACAAUUACGUGCAAGGGCUUCUUCUGGUCGACAAUAAGCCUCUUGGAAAGCUUCCCAAGGCGCCCGAGCACAUAGAAGUCCUCAACGAGCUCUUCGGUGAUCAAGCCCUGCUAACGUUCCCUUCCACCCAAAAGGGGAUGGAUUACACGCUGUGCCUCACACCCCGAAAUUAUCGUGUCGACGUGGGAUUUGAAGCCGGAAACAUGAUUGUCCGCGCCACCAAAGGCAAUCAAUAUCUCCAACUCAUUCCAAGAGAAGUCUUCCGGACAGAGACAUCGUGGGAUCUUCCAGGACCGCUGUUGGACGACUGCUGGCAUUGGCUUGAUUUGAAAAGCGGCAAAGUGUUCAUCACUCACACUACCGACAUCUGGAACAUCCACCUUAGGAAUUGGACGCUCGAUGUGCAUCGCGGAGUCUGCCAAAGAUUCCGAGGUUCAGCAGGAUACGACAAAAUAGUCGAUACCUACAGCCCUCUUUUCAACCGUGUGGGCAGAAUUUUCGAUGGCUUCGAGCACAAGGGCCAGAUUUUGGUGUAUCAGCCAGCUUCAAGACAUUUGGAAGUGGAGAUCAGAAGACUUCAGCUUCUUUUCUAUGUCAACCCUCGUCAGGUCCUCCAAUCACCCCAGCUUGGUUCUGAGAUCGAUCUGGAUCAGGACGCGGGAACGUGGUACGGGCUCGGUAGCAAGCUUGUCUUCCGAAACCCGCGUGAUCCCUCACAAAGAAGCAUUCUGGUUCCCGUGGGACCAUUCGAAGCCAGGCGAAUCGAAGGGAAAGACAUCAUGAUCGCUCGUACACACCCUACCGAUAUGUACGGGCGGUUCAACAUCAACAAGUCCUUGGGAAGAUUGGAUUGCGCGGCGGAGCCCAUGCUACUCUACAUGAAAGCCUUGCUGCAUGCCUACACGUCUUCCGUUUUCCCUGAUCCCCUCACUGGAAGAACAGGUACAGAGGAAGCCCUUCAGUGGUUGUCUUCCGGAGUCUGUCAGCCGUGGCAGGUUCUAGGAUCUGCCCACGUCAACCUGCUUGCUAAGAUCGCUCACCUGAGCCCUCGUCAUGAGUACUAUCCGGAAGAUCUCCGAGUGAUGAAAACGGACAUGUGGGACGACAGUGCUACUGAGAGCAUUCAGCAUGAGAGAUUCAGACCUCUUGUUGAAAGGAUCUUGUCUGUUUCCGACGAGCUUCACACCUUCUCGCUUCUCACCUCGGAGACUAGCCUUGCCGCAUUGCCUGCGCCUGGAGAUGACCAUCUACGGCAUAGGGCCGAAUCACGGAGACAAGCCUUUGAGCGAUGCUUCGAUGACAGGACUGAGCCAAUUGGCAUCUCUGACCAAAGGUAUCGAUCUCGGGACUGUCCUUUGCCCUCCAAUACCCGGCACUGCCAAACCCUAGAAAUUGCUCACCUCAUUCGAACCUGGCCAGAGCAGCUUUCGACAACAUCAUCUCUGUCCAUUCAGUUGUCUAUGGGUAGUAGUGUUGGAGGCUUUAGAGAGGCUUACGACAGGGUGUCUCUCACUGAUCGUCUGGGAGUUGACGUAUUGGAGAACUGGGGAUCUCUUGUUAAGGCAUGCCGAGAGCAACAAAGCCCGUUCGCUUUGAUGUUCGUCGUGGCGCCGAUUGCCUUCAGCUUCAAGGUGGAUAUGUGUUUGAUCAAAACGUUAGCUGCCUUUGCAAUUUUUGACGAACUGAAAGUUAUCGAGCUUCCCAUGUGGGAAAAGUACGAGAACUUCAAACCGAACCAGCUGCCUCAGCUGGAGCAGUUGAUGCGCAUCAUCGCGCUUCACAAGAUGCCACCGCCAAAAGAUGACGGGGAAGAAUUGCAGCAAUUUGCUAGCGCGAAGCAAUUACGCAAGAUGAGAGAACAGAGAGACGCCUGGGAGCGACGAUCAGAUGAGGAUUGCAAAUACUUGGCGAAUUUCUUGCUGGCCCAAUGGCCGUGCGAAGAACCAGGGGUUGCGGAACUUGCUAAAUCACUGCUCAUCGAUGUGGGAGCUGCAUUGAAACUUGUCAGGGUUGAAUGGAAGCGACUCUACCAAAACAUGGAUCUUUCUAUUCAUCUCGAUGCCGUACAAAACGUGUUGGAUCGCAGACAGUCCGAAGUCGAGUACGAGGCUCCGGUCUUCAUUGCUUCCGAGGAGCUCUUCGAAGAGCGUCUCCGAGGAGGCGAGAUCUUACGAUUGAGAACAGAUCUGCUCCAAAAGACGUUCCCAGCAUUGCAAAGCAUCGAUCCAGAGUCAAGAAAGCCCAGCAACCAGCCUGCCAAACUUGCAACCAAGACAACGCCUGCUGCGAACGAGGCCCGCCAUCCAGCCCACAUUCGGAAACCCAUCACCUUGCCGUCCUCCAACGUCCGAAGCACCGGAACGAAUGUCCUCGCCCCCAGCUGGAUGUCUUCAAAGACCGCGCUUAUUCCUUCCAGUGACUCGACAGCUGAGCUGAAGCAAAUGGUCGCCUCGUUUUCUAAGUCCCCGUCGAUGGUGCGCCAAAAGUACGGAGAGGAUUUGCAGAGAAGUCUGGAUGCCUUUGUGACUAGGAAACAACCCAAAGAGUCGACAAACCAUGAACCAACUGCCUUUGUGGCAAGGGAGGCGUCCUUAUCGCUAAUGUCUAUCCAGCGCCGAUUCGAGAAGAUUCAACAGGCCCUUGAGAAGCCCGACGAUACCCAUUCAUCUCAACAGCUGUUUUGGCUCAAGGCUGGACAGUUGUGGCCUGCAAUCACUCACGUUACGCUAUUAGAACAGCUGAGAUCAACCGCGCAGCCCAUCACGUUCGGUAAAUAUGCGAAAGAGACGUUGAUUGACUUUGGCCUCGCAAUUACGAAUACGCAAAGAGACCUCAGAAUCAAUGAUUUUCCUUGCGACCACCCAGAUUGGCUGCUCUUGGAGAUUGAAGCGAACCUUCUCAUCCGCCCCGAUCAGGUCGAUGUAGCACUGGCUACGAUUUCUCCCGCCUCGGGAAACAAUUCCGUUCUUCAAAUGAACAUGGGUCAAGAGUGGUUGUACCAAAGGCUCUGCUCCUCCAGACGUCGCAAUUGCUUCAAGGUCGCCUAG